Messenger RNA from Cylas formicarius (sweet potato weevil), 4826 nucleotides. RefSeq names its product 5'-3' exoribonuclease 1 (gene pcm). The transcript has 20 exons. Gene Ontology annotation, molecular function: RNA binding; 5'-3' RNA exonuclease activity. The record is from RefSeq and is a predicted model, not a curated record. Bases 87 to 4709 code for a protein of 1540 amino acids. Gene Ontology annotation, cellular component: nucleus. Gene Ontology annotation, biological process: nuclear-transcribed mRNA catabolic process; rRNA catabolic process. NCBI's taxonomy places the organism in Eukaryota, Metazoa, Arthropoda, Insecta, Coleoptera, Brentidae.
GAUUUUGUGGGAUAUAUUGAAUUGAUCGUCUGUGAUUUUGUCGCUAUUUUACAUCAAAUUUUGUUAUACGAAAAUAAUAAAUAAAUAUGGGGGUCCCAAAAUUUUUUAGAUAUAUUAGCGAACGGUAUCCUUGUUUAAGCGAAAUCGUUCGGGAAUAUCAGAUACCUGAAUUCGAUAACAUGUAUUUAGAUAUGAAUGGCAUUAUUCAUAUGUGUUCUCAUCCUGACGAUAACAAUCCACAUUUUCGUAUAACAGAAGAGAAAAUCUUUGAAGAUAUUUUCCACUACAUUGAGGUUUUGUUCCGUAUGAUCCGUCCUAGGAAACUGUUCUUUAUGGCUAUAGACGGUGUUGCACCACGAGCUAAGAUGAAUCAGCAACGUAGCCGAAGGUUUCGAGUAGCAAAAGAUGCCAUCAAACAGGAACAAGAGGCCAAAGAAAGGGGUGAAGAUUUGCCAACACAAACAAGAUUCGAUUCCAACUGCAUUACUCCUGGAACUGUUUUUAUGGCUAAACUCCAUGAGCAACUGAAAUAUUUUGUUGUGAGAAAGAUUUCUAAUGAUCCAUUGUGGAGAAAUUGCAAAGUCGUACUGUCUGGACAUGAGACCCCCGGUGAAGGAGAACAUAAAAUAAUGGACUAUAUACGGUACAUGAGAUCACUGCCAGGUUAUGAUCCUAACACCAGACAUUGCUUAUAUGGUUUAGAUGCUGAUUUAAUAAUGCUGGGCCUCUGUACACAUGAGCCACAUUUUUGCUUGCUAAGAGAGGAGGUUAAAUUUGGCAGAAAAUCAACAAAAAGACAAUCAGUGCCUGAGGAAAUAACAUUCUUUUUGUUACACCUAUCUCUGAUGCGGGAAUACUUGGAGAUGGAGUUUGCUCCCGUGAAAGACAAGCUGGUAGGGUUCGAGUAUGAUUUUGAGAAAAUCAUCGACGAUUGGGUUCUUAUGGGUUUUUUAGUUGGAAACGACUUUAUACCAAAUUUGCCAAACUUGCACAUUGCCAAUGGAGCCCUUCCAGUUUUGUACAAAGCCUACAUGGAUGUUUUGCCAACAUUGGAUGGAUAUAUUAAUGAAAGUGGCACAUUGAACUUGGAAAGAUUCGAAAAAUAUAUGCAGAAGCUCGGAAGCAUUGAAUUGGAGACUUUUGUAGAAUUAAGAGAUGAUCUUCUUUAUAUGGAAGCUAAAACAGGCCGUAAACUUUGUCUGGGAGGUGAAAUUGCCAUUAGAGACCAUGAAAGAUCCAAAGAUUCUGGCCUAUCAGCCCUGAUAAAGGAAACAGAAGAAUUGCAUAUUGAACCAUCGGAAGAUGAGGAGGACAUGGCAUUUCAGUACUACAAAAACGAUUAUUACAGGAAUAAGCUUGAAUAUAAAAAUGUAACACCAGAAGUUAUGAGAACCCAAGCGGAAGGUUAUGUCCGGGCGAUCCAGUGGAACUUAAAUUAUUAUUACAACGGUGUUUGUUCAUGGUCCUGGUAUUACCCCCACCAUUAUGCCCCAUACAUCACCGACAUCAAAGGGUUUUCAGAUGUAAAAUUCGAAUUCGACUUAGGCACCCCGUUUAGACCCUACGAACAAUUGUUGGGAGUACUGCCGGCUGCCAGUAAGCAACAUUUGCCCCAAGCUUACCAUAAUCUUAUGACUGACGAGGAAUCGCCCUUACACAAGUACUAUCCUGAAGAUUUCAAGACGGAUUUGAAUGGGAAGAGACAGGAAUGGGAAGCGGUAGUAUUAAUCCCUUUUAUGGACGAGCGGGUGCUUUUGGAAGCGAUGACUCCCUGUAAUGAACUCUUAACAGAAGAGGAGAAAAGGAGGAACACUCAUGGCCCUAUGUUGGUUUACACUUAUACGGAUAAGGAUCUGGGUCCGUAUGAGGCACCGGACUACUUCCCAACGGUCAAACACAGUCACAGCGAGUUGCAGUGUUUUUCUGUGGAUGAUAUUAGAGUGCCCAAAGAGAAAUUGAUAAAAGGGGCUUAUCCAGGAGCGAACAUGGAUGUGUACUACCCAGGAUUUCCUACCAUGAAACACCUCAAAUAUGAGGGUCAACUUCAAAGAGCGAAGGUGAAGGUCUUCGAGCAACCCAGCAGGAAUGAGAGCAUGAUAGUCAAUAUAAUAAGUGAUGGUGGGGACGAUAUUCCUUGGGAAUUAUUAGGAAACAUUGUCUGGGUGGGAUGGCCACAUCUUCUGGAGGCUAAAGUGAGCGCUAUUUUCAAUAGUAAAAUAAAAUAUAUCUGCAUGGGCGAACGAAACCAGUACAACGUUGAAGAUUUAAACAAUCCGUCACUAUUCGCAGCAGAGUACCGCGAAAUCGUCGAUAGAUAUAACAACCGGCUGGGUAUCACAUUCGGCGAAGUAAAAGUGUUGGUGCAAGUGCAAGUGAUGACCGGUCGCAAGUAUGUGUUUUCUCACAACGGCCGCGUGACAUUGGAGAAGCAGUUCUCCGAAAACACUGCCAAUUAUCCAUUGCAAACGGUAGUGUCCAAUAUAACAGCCUAUGACUCCCAUCCUUCUGCGUUUAGGGAUAUCUUCGAUGUUUUCCCCGAGGGUUGUUCAUGUUUUACUUUGAGCAAUCCCUAUUACGGAUCUCAAGGUGUGGUUUUAAAUAGUAAGGAGACAAUAAAAAGCGGGCGCCUUAAGGUAUUGGUAUCCGUCAAAGAAGAACCGAAUUUCGUAGCGGCGACGGUUCUACAGGGCGAACUGUUCAGAAAUUAUAAGGCCUUGCACAAUGUAGCGAGCCCUUUAGGGAUGAGCAAUAUCCUGUUUUCCCGGGUGACCGGUUCGAUAUUCGUUAACACUAGGAAUAACGAAGGCGAGUUAAAAAGCGUUAACAUCGGACUGGACUUGAAAUUUAACAAGAAAAACAAAGAAACGCCCGGCUAUACGCGCAAAAUAGGGUCGACAUGGUACUAUACCGACAAGGUUGCCGAUUUGGUUAAGGAAUACGCUGAAAAGUUUCCGGCCGUGUUUGACUUUAUUAGUCAAAACGAUUCGUACGAUAACGCGAUGGCGGAUUCGAUUUUUGGCAAAAAUAGUGAGGAUAAAAUAAAGGAAAUUCAAACCUGGCUUAAAACCCUGCCUAUCUACGGGCUAGAAAGGCGACCUUGCGGAAGACAAGUGGCGGAACCGGAAGUGAUACAAAUAAUUGAGGAAACCCUAGACAGGCCGACGAAAAAACUAGUCUCGAAAAAAGUGACUAUGCAGAUUAAACCGCCUCUUCUCUACCAACCCGAGAUUCAAAUCGGCAAUUUGGUACCCGAUCCCAAAAUGAAAGUCAGACUUUUCGAUCGCAUUGUGAACGUCCGAUCCGGUUAUAGCGUUCCUUUAGGUUUAAAAGGAAUAGUGGUGGGUAUAUGGGAAUCUCCUGAUGGAAAUGAUCGGGAUACCAUAUACGAUGUGGUGUUUGAUGAAGUUUUCAAAGACGGUCUGACGCUCAAUUGCUCUCCCGGCAGAGGUUACAGGGUACCCAGGAAUUCUUUUAUUAAUAUCUCGUAUGGGCAGAGGUUAUUGGAACAGAAAACCGGCAAGACAGGCGGAGUAAAUUUUCUAUCCGACACGACAGGAAAAGGUUACAAAGAUGGCAGACCGUCCGCACAACGUCCGCAGAGUUAUCGUCAAAGUUUCGAUCAACUCGCGCCGAAGCAAAUACUAACACAUGGGCAAAAUUCGUAUCAAAACUUUGCUCAAACGCAGCAGUACGCCAGUCCGACUUCGUUUAACCAGUCCAACUCGGCGUUCGCAAUGUUUUCGACCCAAAAACAGCAAUCCUGGCGUAGUCCUGAGAAUCAGAAGGCCGGCGCAAAUCCUCAGCAGCCGAUUAAAAGCGAUAAGAAGUUCGUUAAUGGCGGUCAUUCGUCUUCGUUUCAGAAGCGGGAUGCCGGAACCGAUUUUAUGCCUAGUUUUGCCAAAAAGGUUUUAACGAAUUCGGAUAAGCCUGCGGACGAGAUUGACGUUAGAGAUACCCAACCCAAUAAACAAGAUAAAGUAGUGGAUGAAAACACCAACGUCCUGAAAAAUAUCCUUAAAAUUAAUAACGAUGAAAAUGAAACUGCUCCACCACAAAAAGGACAACAAGGGGUUACUUCGGAAAAAUCAAAAGUCAAGGAACAACAUUCUCCGAAUGUUUCCUUUGAAAUGUUGGCAGCCCAAGUAGCACAGGUGCCAGCCAGUGUAAGAUUGAUGACAUACUAUGAAUCUAACGGGUUGGGUUUGCCUCGCUACCAAUACCUUCUGACGGAUAAUGCGUUUAGAGCUCAAAUCACGCUACCCAAUAGCGAAAUGAUACUAGGUAAACCGGCGUAUACAAAAGAGGAAGCCACCGAAAACGUUGCCAGUCAAGUGUUACAUAUUUUGAUAAGUAAGGCGGCACUAAAAGAGCAUAAUUUACAACCCAAAGAUGCAUUCCCGAUUCCUCCAAAAACUUGGGUGGAGCAGGAGAAUAAGUCCGCCAAAGGCAAAUCUCCGGCGAUGAAAACUCAGUUCGUGCCACUUCAAGCGAUUAAAAAUCAAAGAGGUAAAGGGGCGGCGACGAGUCACGAAAAGAAGAGUAAAUCUUCGGAGGAUCAUAAAAAUAAAGGCAGCAAGAACGAGGCCCCAGCCGAAACUAAGUCUGCGGAAAACGUGGAAAAGAAAAUAAAAGGCCCAAAUAAAGGAAGACCCAAAUCGCAAAGGAAACCUCGAAUCGCCGCGAACUUUGCGAAUAAAAAAUUAGCAUAAGCCCAAACUUAUUAAGUUGGUCGUCUUAAUUAAAAAAUAAAGUAUAUUUAUUAUAAAGUUUUACACUAUAUGAAACUUGCCACAAAAUCCUUUGUGCCAGAAUGACUACAAGGAGAA